UAAAUCAGACAUUACAGAUUUUUGCCCCACCUUAUUCGUUCCUGCCCCGCUCUUUCUUCCAUCCUAGUCAUAUAGACCAGCCUGUGCAUCGUGGCAGUGUCAGUAUUAGUUUGUUCACGCUCGUGUAAAGAAUUAUUAAACGCACAGUUGUAAUUAGUAAAAUAUGAGUGAAUCGUACGACAUCGAAGAGUACUACAAGGUCGCCGAAGGACUUGUUUUAAAAGCGGGACAUGUGAUCGAAAAUGCCAUUAAUUUAAAUAAAAGUGUUAAAAGUAAAGGGAUCGACUGGGACCUUGUCACAGAAUAUGACAGAGAAAUAGAAGACGACUUACAAAAACAACUGUCAAAAAUGUAUCCUAAUCAUAGAUUUAUUGGUGAGGAAACAACUGCUAAAGAGAAUUGUUUGCCAAAAUUGAGCAAUGAACCAACAUGGAUUAUAGAUCCUAUAGAUGGCACAACAAAUUUUGUUCAUCGAUUUCCACACACAUGUAUUUCGUUAGCAUUAUUGAUAAAUAAAAGAAUAGAAAUUGGAAUGGUGUACAAUCCUUUAAUGCGACAAUUUUUUUCUGCGAAGCGACAAAAAGGAGCUUUUCUAAAUGGACACCCUAUAAAAACAUCAAAUAUAACAGAUCUCUCACAAACACUAGUUGCAAUGGAACCAUGGAUUGCCAAAGACCCAAAGUAUUUAGUUAGCAUAUAUAACAGAAUGCACGCUUUAAUUCAAGGAACUCAUGGGAUAAGAUCAUUAGGUACUGCUGCUCUGACAUUAUGUUAUGUGGCAAUGGGUGCAAUAGAAGCAUAUCACGUUGAAAGUAUAGAUGCUUGGGAUGUUGCUGCAGGCAAACUAAUAAUAGAAGAAGCAGGAGGAAUAGUAAUAGACACUGCUGGUGGAGAAUUAAAUUUACUAAUACCAAAAGUUAUAGCAGCUUGCAAUCAUCAGAUUGCUAAUCAACUAGUCGAUUUAUUUAAAACUGCUGACUUGAAAGCUACUGAUAAAAAUUUGAAAUGAAUUGUUAAACAGAAACCUUCAAAUUUAUUUUAACUUUAAGUGCAAUAUGAAUAGUACAUGUUACAUAAUAUGGAUUAUAAAUAAAAUAAGUACUAAUUUCAAUAAGUUCAUGUUCCUUGCUCUCAACAGACUUUUUAGCAAUGAAUGUUAUAUUAUAGAUGACAUAUACAUGCAAAAAUAUUCACUUUUAUUCAAUAAUG
Molecule: messenger RNA, 1209 nt
Organism: Megachile rotundata (alfalfa leafcutting bee)
Lineage: Eukaryota; Metazoa; Arthropoda; Insecta; Hymenoptera; Megachilidae
Biological process (GO): signal transduction; inositol metabolic process; phosphatidylinositol phosphate biosynthetic process
Molecular function (GO): inositol monophosphate 1-phosphatase activity
Source: RefSeq, a predicted model, not a curated record